This is a messenger RNA of Punica granatum (pomegranate), 2426 nucleotides long. NCBI's taxonomy places the organism in Eukaryota, Viridiplantae, Streptophyta, Magnoliopsida, Myrtales, Lythraceae. The record is from RefSeq and is a predicted model, not a curated record.
CUCCCUCCUCUGUCACCUCACUACUUCUCAUCUCCUCUCUCUCUCUCUCUCUCUCUCUCUCUUGAGCUCAGUGCAAUGGCUUCUCUAACUCAGGGAAUCCUGCUGAAGCUGCUUCAGUCGAUGGACUCGCCGACCCGUGUCACCGGGGAGCACCGAUCUGCGCUUCUCCAGGUCAUAGGUAUAGUCCCGGCCCUCGCUGUCCCCGAUUGCCUCUGGCCGAACCACGGCUUCUACGUCCAGCUCUCUGACUCCCUCAACUCCACUUAUGUCUCCCUCUCCGACCACGACACCGACCUCAUCCUCUCCAACCGCCUCCAGCUCGGCCAGUUCGUCCACCUCGACCGCCUCCUCCUCCACUCCCCUCUCCCCCUCGUCUCUGGUCUCCGCCCCAUCCCCGGACGGCACCCCUUCGUCGGCCGCCCCGAGCCUCUUGUAGCUCGCAUCUCCUCCUCAACCCCCGAGUUCGUCAUCCAGCCUGCGUCCUCCGACUCCUCUGAUGGCGGCAACUCAGUCGUGGAACCCAUAGCUCUUUACCUCUCCUCUGCUAAAAAAUCUGAGAGAGGCAAAGAGCAGAACCAGCCGGAUCUGAAGGCUGAGAAGAGCCAUCCUCGGCAGGCUCUGGCCCCAAGAAAUGCAAAUCUUGAGGAGCCCAAGGAGAAGCCGUCGAGGUUUUCGUCCCCAGCAGGGGCGAAGAGAUUGGCAUCGGUCGGAAGGAAGACACCAGCGGCCCCAGAAAGGGAUCCGUCUCCGGCAACCAAGGGCGGGAGGCGUUCAGCAUCUCCGGUGCCAUCCAAAUGCGUGGUCCCGAGCCUCACGGCAGCAAAGGAGGAGAACAGGAGGGUCUCGAGGGAGCCGGCAAUCAUAGUCCCCUCAAGGUACAGGCAGCCCUCCCCAACUGCGAGGAGGCAGGGGUCGCCAAACCCCCGGAGGGCCUCGAUAUCUCCUGGGAGGAGGCUGUCGGGGGGAGUGAAGGUCGCGGUCUCUCCGAUGGUGGGGGAUUCAGCCAGCAAGAAGAAGAUGGCGAGCAUUGCAAUGGGGAUCUCGAAGGUCUCCGAAGCACUGGUAGGGUCCAAUAAAGCCAGCAGGAAGAGCUGGGAUGAGCAGGGCCCGCCACCCGUGGCAGCUCCUCUGGAGCAGAAGGAGAAGGCUUCUGCAAAGAAUAAAACCGAUCUGCGAGCCAUUUUGCGGACUCAGGCGGCCAUAUCAAGGAGACUCAGCGAUGUGAAUUGUCCAAAACCUGGUACUGACGGCUCUUCAGGCAAGGAAAAAUCAAAAUCUAGGAUUGCUGAGGCAUCCCCGGUCUCUGAGAAGUCACCUGAUGCAACUCUUGGUAUUACCAUACAUGACAAGAAAUGGACCGAUGGCAGUACUUCUUUGGACUCUGUCUCCAAGGAUCUUGAGAAGCUUGGCAAGGAGGCUAUGCAGAGAAGAGCCAUUGCCUCCACUGCAGCAGCUGAAGCAUUGGAGGAGGCCACUGCUACUGAGUCAAUAAUCCGAAGUUUGAGCAUGUUUUCGGAACUCUCUGCAACUUCAAAAGCUGAGAAUCCUCUGCCCACGAUUGAGCGUUUCUUUUCACUCUAUGAGGAUGUCAUUAAAUCAACUGCAAUGGCUGAGGCAAUAGCCAGUAGUCGCACUUCUAGCCCACCUACUGAUGCUAUUCUAGGAGACCAAUCUAAAUUCUCUCUCUGGGUUGAAGCUGCACUCGCUACAGAUCUUGAGAUUGUCAAUUUCUUGACCAACCAGGAUACUGAACCUUCCUCCAACCUGCAAAAGAGUUUGCUGAAACGACAGUCUUCAAGUUCUGCUUCGAAGAGCAAUGCUGUGAAGUUUUCCUCCAGUGCACAAUCAGACAUCAACUCUUUUACUUGGGCGAGGGGUCACGGAAUGAGAGAAACUGUGGAACUCGCAAUGAAAUUGCAGGGUGAGAUGCAAUUCUGGUUCAUUCAGUUCAUCGAGGAGUCCUUGGAUGCAGGCUUUAGGGUGUUCAAAGAGUGCGCUAGAGGAGAAGGCAAAGGCCUCGAUUGUGGCUCGGUUGCUGCUGUCUUAUCGCACUUGAAGAGAUUAAAUGACUGGUUGGACCAGGCAGCAUCAAAGAGGAAUGAGAUCCUGGCAGAGAAGAUUGAGCGGCUCAAGCGGAAGAUCUACGGGUUUGUUAUCCAGCAUGUUGGGACAACUUUUGAUAAUUCCGCAUGAAAUUUGAGCUGCUCAUUCUAAAUAUUACGCUGUAUUUAAACACGGUCGAAGCCCAAUAUGGAAGAGCCCAAUAUGGAAGAUUCUUUGUCUUUAACUGUUUUUAGGGCCCUUAGUAUCUUCCAACUCCUACAGCUUCUCAUCAGAUGAGAAUAAUAGCUCCAUUGCUCAUGUUAAUGAAUAGUUCAUGUUUCCCCAUCUAUUCAAGGUCUCAAAGAAAAUGUCUUCAAUGGAUA